Messenger RNA from Formica exsecta, 2642 nucleotides. RefSeq names its product prostaglandin E2 receptor EP3 subtype. The record is from RefSeq and is a predicted model, not a curated record. Gene Ontology annotation, cellular component: plasma membrane. NCBI's taxonomy places the organism in Eukaryota, Metazoa, Arthropoda, Insecta, Hymenoptera, Formicidae. Gene Ontology annotation, biological process: adenylate cyclase-activating G protein-coupled receptor signaling pathway; inflammatory response; positive regulation of cytosolic calcium ion concentration. Gene Ontology annotation, molecular function: G protein-coupled receptor activity. The transcript has 6 exons. The coding region runs from base 1143 to 2348 and encodes 401 amino acids.
UCAGACGGCGACUCCGUUCAUCGAAGGAAUACUCUUGGUACCCUUCACAAGAUACUAUAAAAAUCUUUAAUUCAAGAUCUCUGUGUUUAUCUUUGAUCGGGAGAUUCGCAGGUUUAUUUCGUCGUUCGUUGACUCUCCAGAAUUAUUGCGACGAGAAGAGCGCGACGAGUGAUCGGCGUUUCUUAUCGAUACGAGGAUCAGAUCGACGACCUUGAUUGAUAGACUACAAUUCGAUUUAGGAAAUCCUGUCAGAUCUUGUUUGAAAGAAUCUCAAGUAUCACAAGACAAUAAUCGACUAGAAAAGGUUCGAAUAUCGAAUCUACUCAAAAAAUGAUCACGGUUCUCUGAGUUCGUGAUUUUUGCUGCACCAAAAUCUGAAUUUCAAAAUCUCGAGAUAUUGCCAAGAUUUCAAGAUUUUUAUAGUAUUUGUUUCUAAUAUUUUAAUCUUUUCUCUCCACAAUUUAUAUUCUUAAUCAAUUUCUAAUAUUUCCGCAGUUAGCCACUAUUGCGAAUUUUGCGCAAAAGUAGUUUUUCGAUAUUUCUCAUCAUUUCGUAAAAAAGAUAUUUUUUUCAAUAUAAAACUGAUGAGUAAGUUUCUAUCUGGAGUUAUUCAAUGUUACAUGUAAGAAGUCUUUAAAUCAUUGGUUUGCUUUAUAGAGCAUAGAGCUAGUCUUAUUAGAGCUCAGAAUAAGUCUUACUUCUGUCAUCUUGAGUCUACAUCUGUAUAAAUACAAAUGACUCGCAUGCUUUAUGUGUUGUUAAGAGAAGUGUAUCUUGAUCUACCUUGAAUUUAUCGUGAUCUACAUUAAUCGAAAAACAAAAGCAAGAGAAGAAGAAAAAUAUAUACGUCCAAUAAUCGAACUAUGAUCAAUGCUAAUAACUCCUAAACAAUAGCGUAUAAGUUUGGAGGAAAAACAAUAAUAGCUAAUGAGAUAAUCGAUACCCAAAGAGAAGUGACGUUUACGUCAAAUUAUAACAAUUGAUGUAAGCCAGUUGGCAAAUAAUGAUAUCAAGACGUUGUUAUUGUAUUGCGAAUUGCGUUUUACGCCAUUAAGAUAAGUUUUUCGACAAAUUUAAACAAGCAAACACUAAGUGAAAUUAAAUUUUUAAACCGAACAAAACAUAUUAUAAAAAUUGCAAUCAUGGUAGCGGAUAACUGGCAAAAUUAUACUUUGUCAACUUUGAUGUUUACUAAAACAACGAUAAUGCCCGAUGCAAUAGCGAGCAUUGUACCGAAGAGACACGUGAGUUUAGUUUCUCAAGUUGUAUUGACUCUUGUCUACAUAACCGGUGUCAUCGGCAACGUGUCUGCCCUGGUCAUCCUCUUCCAUCGAGAUAAGAGGAGAAACCGUAAGCACCUGCUGAUGCUGCGUUGUCUAGCAACCAACGAUCUCGUGGCAUUGUUGGGGAUGUUGGUACAAAUGUACGUCACUAUCUAUGUAGGUAACGUGAUGUCCAUGAGAAUAUUUUGCUCUCUACGUGUGGUUUGGCGACUUUUCGGCCUCUUCAGCGGUUGCGUCGCCAUUGUCAUGGCAGCAGAGAGGUGGUUGGCCUUGACUAGACCCUUCGUUUAUCAAAAGCAGGUAACGUAUCCGGUAAUUGUGCGUUGUAUGUUGGCGCUUUGGCUGGUCGCACUGGCGAUGACCAGUCUGCCAGUUAUGGGCUUCGGAUUGUACUACAAAAGCGAGCGUUGCGUACGCUAUAGGGAGGCUACAGAGCCGAGCGACAUCGCUUAUGCUUAUGUAUGGUUCGUUUUCGGUACACUCUUAUGCUUGUCCAUUGUCUGGUGCAAUUUGGCAGUCUCUAGAGCUUUGAGUAGAUUAAGUCGCCGCGCAGGUUCUCUCAGGCGAAUCUGCAGAGCCUCAUCGCGGGCAAAACCUUUGCUAACCGUAGCCGGACCUCCGAAUCGACCGGAAGCUGCUACGACUGAGGAAAAGGCAUUUGCACGACUUAUGGCUGUAUUAUCGAUAUCAUUCGUUAUCUGCUGGAUGCCACAUAUGAUUUCUAUUCCGCUGGCUCAAUUCGCGAUACGGCUACCACAAACGGCGAUCGCUAUACGGAAAUUCAUUCACAUCUUCCACACCAUAGCCGAUAUUCUUUUAUGCAUUCACUUCACCUUGGAUCCGUAUAUUUAUGUACUUCUACGAGUACCACGGCCGAGAUUUCGAUUACUGAAACCACUCUGCAAGAUCUGCUGGCCGGAUCGAAGCCGAUCCAACUCGUUUACAGGAACAAUGGAUCAUCAAUGUAGUAGUGGUGAUCCACCCACGCCGAUUACUGAGGCUCCAUCGACACCUGUUAGCGAGGAGCAUGAUUCGCAUCUCGUCACGGCAUCGGCAUCUCUCUGAGACCGGUCUGUGCGAAUGAUCUUAAAGCGAUUGAAAAAUCACACGACCACGUAUGAACACUUGAAUUGUUUCGGCACCAGAAGAUAUUUACUUCUUUUUUGACUGACUAUCGAAGACACCAUUCAUUUACGCAAUGCAAGUUGAUUUUCUACGCACAAAACCACAAUUACUUAAAAUACUUAAAGAGAGAGAGAGAGAGAGAGAGAGAGUUUUAACUUGUAGAUAAAAAAUAUACUUUUGAAUCGAUUUACUCUUAAAUACGUACUUAUGUAAGCUUCUAGUCAGUAAUAAGCG